AUGGAGACUGAACGUGUAACCGAGUUUCCCCAAAGGCAUCUGGACCGGCGACCGAGAAAGAAACCACGGCUGGGCUGGGAUGUUGCUCCUCAGGUCCCUAAGGCCCAGCCAGGGUUGUUUUGUGGAAAAGAGGUUGGGAAUGUGACAAGCUUUGGAUCUUCAAGGGCAACCUCCGACCAUACUAGUUCUGCUCUGUUUGUUAAGGGACUGGCACAAAAUGGUUCUCCCCCAUGGCGAGACGAUGACAAGGAUGGGCAUUAUAUGUUUGCGGUUGGAGAUAAUUUAACUUCUCGCUAUAAAAUUCACAGCAAAAUGGGAGAAGGAACAUUUGGUCGAGUCCUAGAGUGCUGGGACAAGGAAAGGAAGGAAAUGGUUGCCAUCAAAAUUGUUCGUGGUAUUAAGAAGUACCGUGAGGCAGCUAUUAUUGAAGUUGAAGUGCUGCAACAGCUUGUUAAGCAUGAUAAAGGUGGCAAUCGUUGUGUUCAAAUACGGAACUGGUUUGACUAUCGUAACCAUAUCUGUAUUGUGUUUGAGAAGCUUGGCCCAAGCCUAUACGAUUUUCUACGGAAAAACAAUUAUCGCUCUUUUCCCAUUGAUCUUGCUCGUGAGAUUGGCAGCCAACUGUUGGAAUGUGUAACAUUCAUGCAUGAUUUGCGUCUCAUACACACUGAUUUGAAGCCUGAGAACAUACUCCUUGUGUCUCCUGAUUAUGUUAAGGUUCCAGACUACAAGGUUUCAUCGUGCUCACCAAAGGAUAGUUCUUACUUUAAGAGAGUUCCAAAAUCAAGUGCCAUUAAAGUAAUUGAUUUUGGAAGCACAACUUACAACCGUCAGGAUCAAACAUACAUUGUAUCUACAAGACAUUACCGUGCACCAGAAGUUAUUCUAGGACUUGGUUGGAGUUACCCGUGUGAUAUAUGGAGUGUUGGUUGUAUUUUGGUGGAGCUUUGCACAGGUGAAGCAUUGUUCCAAACACAUGAAAAUUUGGAGCACCUUGCCAUGAUGGAGAGGGUCUUUGGUCCACUGCCCCUGCAAAUGUUGAAAAGAGUAGACCGGCAUUCAGAGAAGUAUGUUAGAAGGGGUAAAUUGGACUGGCCUGAAGGUGCAACCUCUAGAGAAAGUAUAAAAGCUGUUCUGAAGCUUCCUCGUCUUCAGAACCUAAUCAUGCAGCAUGUAGACCAUUCAGCUGGGGAUCUCAUACAUCUCUUGCAAGGGCUUCUUAGAUAUGACCCUUCAGAAAGGUUGACAGCACGGGAGGCCCUCAGACAUCCUUUCUUCACCCGGGAUCAUCUCAGAAGAUCUUGAGAUCACGUAAACACCUGAUAUGUUCUAGGUCAGCUGAUGCGUAUUAUUGCUGGGCCAGUGAAGGCUUUGAUCUCACUCACCUGAGUGGUGCAAAUGACCGAAGCUCUUUCAGUGCAGGGCAGUCAGUUUACUCAUGGACCAGAGGAAGGUGUUUUUGGUUGGGGGAUGGGGUGGAUUGUAAAUACUCUUAUGUAGAAAAGCAUCAUGUCCAGUUAUUAAGGUUGGAUCGCCUGACCAUCAAACGUCUAACAAUUUCUGACCACUGAUUUCGAGUCUGUACAAGGAACAAGAUUCAAUGAUAUAUGAAAUUCUUUUCUUUGCUUAUUUUUA
This is a messenger RNA of Ilex paraguariensis (yerba mate), 1635 nucleotides long. NCBI's taxonomy places the organism in Eukaryota, Viridiplantae, Streptophyta, Magnoliopsida, Aquifoliales, Aquifoliaceae. The record is from the annotation of a GenBank genome assembly.